GGACUACAAAGCCCAGAAUGCCUCGCCCCUCCCUGAUCAAUGAGGGCUUAUUUAAAUGAUCUCUGAGGUCUUGGACCCAGGCCAAUCAGCUGUCAGGGCUCAUGAUAAAUCGCAAUGCAUUAUUGAUAAUAAUAAUUACUGGGACAUGCGCGUUCCGGCCGAAGGGGGGUAAAUUUCCUAACUCCAGGAAUUUGUGGCGGAGUGGGCAAAUAACCGCGGCUCUCCAGGCGGCCCGAUGCUCGCACCAUGUCGAGGCGCAAGCAGGCGAAACCCCAGCACAUCAACUCCGAGGAGGACCAGGGCGAGCAGCAGCCGCAGCAGCCGGCCUCGGAGUUUGCAGAUGCGGCCCCAGCGGCGCCGGCGGCGGGGGAGCCGGGUGCUCCCAUGAACCCCCCGGGGAGUGGCAGUGAAGCCAGCAGGGAUGGCCUGACCUCGAAGAGGACCCGUCGGGAGGAGACUCACAUCUGCGAGAAAUGCUGCGCGGAGUUCUUCAGCUUCUCCGAGUUCUUCGAACACAAGAAAAAUUGCACUAAGAACCCCCCCGUCCUCAUCAUGAACGACAGCGAGGGGCCGGUCCCUCCUGACGACUUCUCCGGGGCUGGGCUGAGUCCGGGCAGCAAGGAGGGGCCCAGGGAGGAUGGCGGGGGCGGCGGCGGCUCGGGGGAGGCGAAGGAGAAGCUGGGCGCGGAGCCUGUCGUGUUCCUGAAGACCGAGACCGGCCUGCCGGCCGCAUCCCAGGACAUAAGCUACGUACCCAAAGGCAAAGUGGCCAACACGAACGUCACUCUGCAGGCGCUGCGGGGCACCAAGGUGGCCGUGAACCAGCGGAGCGCGGACGCGCCGCCCGCCCCCCUGCCCGGCGCCAGCAGCAUCCCGUGGGUCCUGGAGCAGAUCCUGUGCCUCCAGCAGCAGCAGCUGCAGCAGAUCCAGCUCACGGAGCAGAUCCGCGUGCAGGUGAACAUGUGGGCGUCGCACGCCCUGCACUCCGGCGCCGCGGGGGCCGACGCCCUCAAGACCUUGGGCAGCCACAUGUCCCAGCAGGUGUCGGCGGCCGUGGCGCUGCUCAGCCAGAAAGCCGGAAGCCAGGGCCUGUCCCUGGACGCCUUGAAGCCAGCCAAGCUACCUCACGCAAACGUCCCUUCCGCCGGCGCCGGCUCCGCGUCCCCCGGGCUGGCGCCCUUCGCCCUGAAGCCGGACGGGACGCGGGUGCUGCCGGGCGUCAUGUCGCGCCUCCCCGGCGCUUUGCUACCUCAGGCCCCAGGCUCUGUGCUCUUCCAGAGCCCUUUCUCCACGGUGGCCUUAGACCCGUCCAAGAAAGGGAAGGGGAAGCCACCGAACGUGUCCCCCGUGGAGGUCAAAGCCAAAGACGAGGCCGUCCUCUGCAAGCACAAGUGUAAGUACUGUAGCAAGGUUUUUGGGACUGAUAGCUCCUUGCAGAUCCACCUCCGCUCCCAUACUGGAGAGAGACCCUUCGUGUGCUCGGUCUGUGGCCACCGGUUCACCACCAAGGGCAACCUCAAGGUGCACUUUCAUCGACAUCCCCAGGUGAAGGCGAACCCCCAGCUCUUUGCUGAGUUCCACGACAAAAUGGCGGCGGGCAAUGGCAUUCCCUAUGCACUCUCUGUACCUGUCCCCGUAGAGGAGGCGAGUCUCUCUUUAGACAGCAAACCUGUCCUUGUAACAGGGACCCCCAACCUAGGGCUACCUCAGAAUCUCUCAUCAGGGACUAACCCCAAGGACCUCAUGGGCGGCCCUCUGCCCCACGACCUGCAGCCCGGGCCUUCUCCAGACAGUGAGGAUGGAUCCCUGCUCCCUGGGGUGGGGCCACACCACAGUUCCCCGAGGGUUGGUGGCUUCCAAGGGAGCGGGACACCCGAGCCGGGGUCCGAGACCCUGAAAUUGCAGCAGCUGGUGGAGAACAUCGACAAGGCCACCACCGACCCCAACGAGUGUCUCAUCUGCCACCGGGUCUUGAGCUGCCAGAGCUCCCUCAAGAUGCAUUACCGCACGCACACCGGGGAGAGGCCGUUCCAGUGUAAGAUCUGCGGUCGGGCCUUCUCCACCAAGGGCAACCUGAAGACGCACCUCGGGGUCCACCGAACCAGCGCGUCCGUGAAGACGCAGCACUCGUGCCCCAUCUGCCAGAAGAAGUUCACCAACGCGGUCCUGCUGCAGCAGCACAUCCGGAUGCACAUGGGCGGCCAGAUUCCUAACACGCCCCUGCCCGAGAGCCCCUGUGACUUCACGGGGCCCGAGCCCAUGAUGGUCAGUGAAAACGGUGGUGCGGGUGCCGUCUGUCAGGACGACGUUCUCGAAAGCAUCGAUGUGGAUGAGGUCGGCCCCCAGGAUGCCCCCGGGAGCUCCUUGAAGGUCCCCGUCCCUCUUCCCAGCGUCCACUCGGCGUCCCCCACGCUCGGGUUUGCCGUGACGGCUUCCCUCGAUGCCCCGGGGAAGGUGGGUCCUGCUCCUCUUGUCCUGCAGCGGCAGAGCAGCAGAGAGAACGGCUCGGUGGAGAGUGAUGGCCUGACCAACGACUCGUCGUCCUCCGUGAUGGGAGACCAGGAGUACCAGAGCCGAAGUCCAGAUGUCCUGGAGAUGGCGUCCUUCCAGGCGCUGUCCCCAGCCAAUAGCCAGGCAGAAAGCCUCAAGUCCAGAUCUCCUGAUGCUGGUGGCAAGGCAGACGGCUCCGAGAACAGCCGCACUGAGAUGGAAGGUCGUAGCAGUCUGCCAUCGACAUUUAUCCGAGCCCAGCCAACCUAUGUCAAAGUUGAAGUCCCUGGCGCCUUUGGUGGACCCACGACCAUGUCCCCAAGCAUGACGCCUUUGUUAGCGGCCCAGCCACGCCGACAGGCCAAGCAGCACGGCUGCACACGCUGUGGGAAGAACUUCUCCUCGGCGAGCGCCCUGCAGAUCCACGAGCGGACUCACACGGGGGAGAAGCCUUUCGUGUGUAACAUAUGUGGGCGAGCGUUUACCACCAAAGGCAACCUGAAGGUCCAUUACAUGACCCACGGGGCCAACAACAGCUCGGCGCGCCGUGGGAGGAAGCUGGCCAUCGAGAACACCAUGGCUCUGUUAGGAACUGAUGGGAAGAGAGUCCCUGAGAUGUUUCCCAAAGAAAUCCUGGCGCCUUCGGUGAACGUGGACCCCGUCGUGUGGAACCAGUACACCACCAUGCUCAAUGGAGGUCUGGCCAUGAAGACCAAUGAAAUCUCUGUGAUCCAGAGCGGAGGGAUUCCUACCCUCCCAGUUUCCCUGGGGGCCAGCUCCAUUGUGAACAACACCACGAUCUCCAAGAUAGAUGGCUCCCAGUCAGCCAUCAGUGCUGAAGUGGAAAAGCCAGGUGCUGCUGAUGGCGUCCCCAAACACCAGUUCCCUCACUUCCUCGAAGAAAAUAAGAUCGCAGUCAGCUAAGCUCUAGGAGAGGAACGCUGAUUGAAGGAGAAACGCAGGCAGAAUGACCUCUGGAACUGUACUUUUCUCUCCCUUUUUUCAAAGAACCCAUCUCCUCCUGUUUGUUUCUUACUGAUGUGCAAAUAAUGUUUACAGUUGUGAUCACAACCUCAGGCAAGUCCUACAAUCAGAUGUCAGUAUGCUGCUUUGCAAAAAAAAAAAAAAAAA
Mustela erminea (ermine) is the source of this 3621-nucleotide messenger RNA. RefSeq names its product spalt like transcription factor 4 (gene SALL4). The transcript is spliced from 4 exons. Gene Ontology annotation, biological process: regulation of transcription by RNA polymerase II. Gene Ontology annotation, molecular function: DNA-binding transcription factor activity, RNA polymerase II-specific; RNA polymerase II cis-regulatory region sequence-specific DNA binding. The coding region runs from base 247 to 3414 and encodes 1055 amino acids. The record is from RefSeq and is a predicted model, not a curated record. Lineage: Eukaryota; Metazoa; Chordata; Mammalia; Carnivora; Mustelidae. Gene Ontology annotation, cellular component: nucleus.